AUGCCCGGCAAGGAAGUGAAGAAGACCACGAAGGCCACGAAGCCCGCCGCAAAGGCGGCAGCCCCCUACAAGAAGGAGAAGGCCACAGCGCCCUCACCUUUCGUGGCUCGCCCAAAGAACUUCGGUAUUGGCCACGAUGUCCCAUACUCCCGCGAUCUCUCACGCUUCAUGCGGUGGCCCACGUUCGUGACGAUGCAGCGCAAGAAGCGUGUGCUGCAGCGCCGCCUGAAGGUGCCACCAGCGCUCCACCAGUUCACAAAGGUGCUCGACCGCUCCAGCCGCAACGAGCUCCUGAAGUUGGUGAAGAAGUACGCUCCUGAGACCCGCAAGGCCCGCAAGGAGCGCCUGGCAAAGGUCGCGGAGGAGAAGAAGAACAACCCAAAGAAGACCGUCUCGACAAAGGCUCCUCUCAGCGUUGUCUCUGGACUUCAGGAGGUGACCCGCACCAUUGAGAAGAAGACCGCCCGCCUUGUGGUGAUUGCCAACAAUGUGGACCCCAUCGAGCUGGUGCUGUGGAUGCCCACACUUUGCCGUGCCAACAAGAUCCCAUACGCCAUUGUGAAGGACAAGGCACGCCUUGGUGACACAAUUGGCCAGAAGACGGCCGCAUGUGUGGCGAUCACUGAUGUGAACGCAGAGGACGAAGCAGCUCUGAAGAACCUGAUCCGCUCCGUGAACGCCCGCUUCCUGGCCCGCAGUGAUGUCAUUCGCCGCCAGUGGGGAGGUCUGCAGCUCUCUCUGCGCUCCCGCGCCGAGCUUCGCAAGAAGCGCGGUCGCAACGCUGGAAAGGACGCUGCUGCUGUUGUCGCAUAA
This is a messenger RNA of Trypanosoma theileri, 813 nucleotides long. Its product is annotated as 60S ribosomal protein L7a. The record is from RefSeq and is a predicted model, not a curated record. The transcript has a single exon. Lineage: Eukaryota; Euglenozoa; Kinetoplastea; Trypanosomatida; Trypanosomatidae. The coding region runs from base 1 to 813 and encodes 270 amino acids.